AUACGCUCGAGUGUAGUUGUUUUAUGCGGAUGAAGUUGGUCGAUGACUUCUUAACGAUAAAUUUGUUAUUUUUGGUGUAUGUGAAAUUGUCGAGUUUUGUCUAUUUCUUUUGUUUUUGUUUUUGUUGCCGCGAAUAUAUGUAUAUUUCUGUUGAUGACGCCUAACAACAUUAAUAUGUAUAUUAGUGCGAUUUUGUAGAGUGUUCGGGCGAAACGAAACGAUGCGCAAAAGAAGAAUUCGAUUCUGACGAAAUUCUUUUUCAAGAUCUCUCCACAUACAAAACCUACUCAUAUGCAUAUGUAUGUCGAUAUUGUAGACUCCUCACUGUGUGUAGCUUCGGAUCGGGACAACAACUGAGCCCGAUAGUGUGCGUCGCCAGAGAUUUAUCAAUUUGUAAUUGAAUCAAUCGCCCAGCGGAAGUGCAAAUCAACGAAUAAAACACCCCCCAAUCCCCCGCCUCCACAACACCCCAAAACAAAUAAAAAAAAGCAUCAAAAAAAAAAAGAAUUAUAAAAUAAGAAGAAAGCAAAAAAAAGAAACAAAAGAUAAACCGACGACAAUCAACGACAACGACGAGGAGAAGGAGAGGAAGAAGAAGAAGUAGUCACCCCCCUCGACAAACUCAACAACAUCAGCUCAUCCGAGAUCAUGUGGCAUUUGUUAUACUGUCUGCCCCUGUUGCUUGUUGCAACUGCAGCCUCCCCCAUCCUCAGCCGGCCCCAAAGCGCCAGUCUACUGAGAUCAACAGAUGCACAGUCCGAGAGCAUUUGCCAGCAUUGUUACUGUUAUCGCUAUACGGUGAUCUGUGACUUUGCCCGCAACCACACGCUGUCGUCCAUAUGGAACAGCACGUAUAUGGUUCCACCGAUCAUCACGGGAAUGGAGAUACAGCUGACGGAUCGCACACAAUUGCAGUUGCAUGGCGGACUCUUUCGUGAGAAUCGCGUCAAUCGGUUUGUGGUAAAGGGCGCUAAUGGUGCCAAUGGCAAUGAUCAGGUGGAAUUGACCCACAAUGCCUUUGGCGGCAAUCUCGGUGGAUAUCCGGAUAUUCAGAUACUCGGCGUUAACAGUGUAUUUGUGCGCGAUCACGCAUUCUCAGGGGGCGAGAUCAAGCUGAGUGUGGUGAACAGCGGUCUUCUGGUCUUGUUUUCGAGCGCCUUCAUCAAUAUGAACAUGUCGUGCAAUUUUACGAACAUAAAGAGCCUGGAGAUCAAGGAGAAAGCCUUCAAUCCCAGUACAAAUCGCAGCACUCAGGCACAUGUAAAUCUACAUAUUCAAAAAUCGAAUAUUGAUCAAAUCGAUAGUUUCGAUGUGUCGAUGGAUAAAAUCGGAUUUAUCGAUUGCACGAUUGGAGUUAUUCAGAGAAGUGCAUUUAAUGUCACCAAUAUCAAGGAGCUUUCAUUUGAAAAUUGUCGCAUUAAAAGGAUCGAGGCAUAUGCCUUCACCGAUAAACUGCACAGCGAACAUAUAUCGAUAACGGGCACACAAAUUGGAACCAUUGAGGGAGAGGCCAUAAUGGGUAGCGGCAUUUCGAUAUUAACAUUUAGACAGAAUGUCAUUGAUACGAUCAAGGAGGCUGCGAUACAGGUGAAUAGUGUCUAUGUGUAUAUCGAACGGAAUAAGAUUGCGCAUCAGGGUAAAAACUGGUUGCAUGUGCAGAAGGGAGAAAUGGUUGUUAUCGAGAACAAUCGAUUUGCCAACUUUGCAGCUAUUCAGCUGGAGCAAUCGAAUCGCAUUAACUGCAGUUUUGCCAACAAUUGGCUGGGGAAUCCCCAGCCGAGUAGCCUGAACUUCAGCAACUGUGAGAUGCGUGCGAUAACCGUUGAUCGCGUUUGCAGCUGUGAAGAUAAUAAAAAUUGGCUGCCAAUGUUAACGGAUCACGAUAUCAGCUCGGAAAUGUAUUGUCAAUUAUCGGAGAGGUUGCACAGUUGCUUCAAUGCGUCCACGGUGCAUUUACGGCGAUAUGCGAGCGAGGCAUGUGGCAUUAAUCGAACGACGUUGCACUGUGUCGAUCGCAGCACAUUGGAGUGGUACAACGGUGAUUUCUACUCCAAACAGGAGCGCGAGGAGCAACAACGUGGCAUAACAAUUACAAUGAUCAUUGCAAUUAGCUUUAUAUUCGUAUGCAUCUCAUUCUUUGUUAUCGUGAUCGUUUGGUCCGUUAUCAGAUGCCAUAGAACACGUCCCGUUAAGGAGUACUGCCAUUUGUCCCCAGAGGAUUGCCUUAUACUGCAGCGUGAGAAAGUGCCCCGUGAGGUGGCAAGAUGUUUUCAAAAAUUGACCAGCAAUAAGCUAACAAGCGAUCAAUGCGCCAAUACCAUUAGUCUGGUAAUGAAACAAUACGUCGAUCGGAUUCCACAACCGUCCAACCAAGUGCUCGCCAAUCAUUUGCAACACGCUCAUGCCAAAUCAGUGGUAGGUGAGGAAUACGGUGUCACAUCACAGGCCAUCGCCCAAUUAACACGUCCCAGUGCACCUAGCGAAUUCAGUGGCGAUGAGAACAUGUACUCGGAGCUGCUGCUCGACAAUGAGUAUUCGUCGCCCAACGAUUCCGUAGAUCCAUCUUUGGACAAUGUCUACUCGGAGCCCAAAAACUUGGUCGAUGAUGCGAAUGAUAUGCCGCCGGCUUAUGAGGCAAUGCCACAAUAUGCCACAUUGCAGCCACAACCGCCACCGCCAUCGAUGCUGCAACAACAACACCAUCACAAUCCCAAUCAUAAUCAUCAUCACCAUCACCUUCAACUGCCGUCCACAAGCUCCGUCCGGCGGGGACAGGAGUUGCCCGAUGUGCUCUAUGUGCGUCAUCCAAAAACUGCGAAUAAUGCCAGCAAUGCAAAUUAUGCCACGCCCGUUUGGCGGCCAACGCCCACAUCGGCGCCCAUUAGCGUUGCAUCAGCACCAACAACAUCAGGGGCAAUUCCCGUUCAACCGCCAACUUUGCCACCUCAGUUGAAUACACAACAACGACAUGUGCGAGAUUUGCGGCAAGAUCUGGAGGCGAUGCCACAAUUCCAUCCCAAUCAAUUAACUUCGGCCCGCAAUCAAAGUCAGCUUCAAUCACGCUUUGCCACCAAUCCACGCAACAACAACAACAGCAGUAACAACAGCAACAAUGGUGGCACCAGCAGCAGUGGCAACACCUUGAAGAGAAGCUUCGAGUGUCUGGAUGGUGCUGCAAGUUUGGCGGCCAUGGAACUUAUGGACAUGCGAGGGGCAACUGCAUUACCGCCCGAUUCGGGUUCGGAUCAUUCCGGCGGCAGCGAUGAGACUGUUAAAAUCGAUGACGUCAUUGAAUAUGCCGAUGCUGAAAAGUGUGCAAUGCUUUGUGGCAAGACGACGGCAAACAUCGACAAGAAAAACAUGUGAUACACAUAGAUAAAAAUAAACACACACACACACACACACAUACACAAACAUACACAUAUACAGUUUAUCAAGUAACUGUUUUGACAACUUAAAAUAUUCGUAUUUAAUGUCGAAACAGUGACUUGACAUUCUUUAAACACACAUAUUUAUAUAUUUACUAUAUUUAAAAUACGCAUAAUCCAUGAGAUAUAACCACAACUAUGCACUAGUUCCUAAGAUAUCUCUAAUUGUAAUCAUAAACCCUACUAUUUUUUUUAAUCAAUGUAAAUAGACUUUUUUUUAUACCCUAUAACCAUUGCAAAUGGUCAAAAGAAGAUAUUAUAUCACUUUGGGAAGUCUGUAUGUAAUAGACAAAAAUAGUUUAAAAAUAAACUUUUUGAUUAUUACAUACUUUGCCACCAAGCUAUAAUACUCUUGAGUAUAAAUAAUAAAAACAAACGAGAAAAAAGUGAACAAAAAAGAACAAAUGAAAAAAACGAAUAAAAAAAUGAAUAGACAAGACAAAU
Molecule: messenger RNA, 3872 nt
Organism: Drosophila innubila
Lineage: Eukaryota; Metazoa; Arthropoda; Insecta; Diptera; Drosophilidae
Exons: 6
Coding region: 649-3366 (905 amino acids)
Source: RefSeq, a predicted model, not a curated record